Nomascus leucogenys (northern white-cheeked gibbon) is the source of this 2646-nucleotide messenger RNA. Lineage: Eukaryota; Metazoa; Chordata; Mammalia; Primates; Hylobatidae. The record is from RefSeq and is a predicted model, not a curated record.
CCGCCCCUCUCAGCGCCCCCUCCUGGCUGGGUGGGGGCCCCUCUUGGCUGAGCUGGGGUGCCCCCCCACCCACCCAAGGCCGGCCCUUUCCUGUGGAGUCAUCUCACCACCGCGCGCACCCACUCGUAACUCGCACCCGGGUCCUGGCUGCGCCGCGUCCCCUCCUGCACCCCCUGGAUGGCCCUUCAGCCAAAGGGGGCCUGGGCGAUGGUCGACCACCGAGCUGCGCAAGGAAAAGUCCCGGGAUGCGGCCCGCAGCCGGCGCAGCCAGGAGACCGAGGUGCUGUACCAGCUGGCUCAUACGCUGCCCUUCGCCCGCGGCGUCAGCGCCCACCUGGACAAGGCCUCUAUCAUGCGCCUCACCAUCAGCUACCUGCGCAUGCACCGCCUCUGCGCCGCAGGGGAGUGGAACCAGGUGGGAGCAGGGGGAGAACCACUGGAUGCCUGCUACCUGAAGGCCCUGGAGGGCUUCGUCAUGGUGCUCACCGCCGAGGGAGACAUGGCUUACCUGUCGGAGAAUGUCAGCAAACACCUGGGCCUCAGUCAGCUGGAGCUCAUCGGACACAGCAUCUUUGAUUUCAUCCACCCCUGUGACCAAGAGGAGCUUCAGGACGCCCUGACCCCCCAGCAGACCCUGUCCAGGAGGAAGGUGGAGGCCCCCACAGAGCGGUGCUUCUCCUUGCGCAUGAAGAGUACGCUCACCAGCCGCGGGCGCACCCUCAACCUCAAGGCAGCCACCUGGAAGGUGCUGCACUGCUCUGGACAUAUGAGGGCCUACAAGCCCCCUGCACAGACUUCUCCAGCUGGGAGCCCUGACUCAGAGCCCCCGCUGCAGUGCCUGGUGCUCAUCUGCGAAGCCAUCCCCCACCCAGGCAGCCUGGAGCCCCCGCUGGGCCGAGGGGCCUUCCUCAGCCGCCACAGCCUGGACAUGAAGUUCACCUACUGUGACGACAGGAUCGCAGAAGUGGCUGGCUAUAGUCCCGAUGACCUGAUCGGCUGUUCCGCCUACGAGUACAUCCACGCGCUGGACUCCGAUGCGGUCAGCAAGAGCAUCCACACCUUGCUGAGCAAGGGCCAGGCAGUAACAGGGCAGUAUCGCUUCCUGGCCCGGAGCGGUGGCUACCUGUGGACCCAGACCCAGGCCACAGUGGUGUCAGGGGGACGGGGCCCCCAGUCGGAGAGUAUCGUCUGUGUCCAUUUUUUAAUCAGCCGGGUGGAAGAGACCGGAGUGGUGCUGUCCCUGGAGCAAACGGAGCAACACUCUCGCAGACCCAUUCAGCGGGGCGCCCCCUCUCAGAAGGACACCCCUAACCCUGGGGACAGCCUUGAUGCCCCUGGCCCCCGGAUCCUCGCCUUCCUGCACCCCCCUUCCCUGAGCGAGGCUGCCCUGGCCGCUGACCCCCGCCGUUUCUGCAGCCCUGACCUCCGUCGCCUCCUGGGACCCAUCCUGGAUGGGGCUUCAGUAGCGGCCACUCCCAGCACCCCGCUGACCACGCGGUGCCCCCAAAGUCCUCUUUCGGCUGAUCUCCCACAUGAACUACCUGUGGGCACCGAGAAUGUGCACAGACUCUUCACCUCUGGGAAAGACACUGAGGCAGUGGAGACAGAUUUAGAUAUAGCUCAGGAUGCCGAUGCUCUGGAUUUGGAGAUGCUGGCCCCCUACAUCUCCAUGGAUGAUGACUUCCAGCUCAACGCCAGCGAGCAGCUACCAAGGGCCUACCACAGACCUCUGGGGGCUGUCCCCCGGCCCCGUGCUCGAAGCUUCCAUGGCCUGUCACCUCCAGCCCUUGAGCCCUCCCUGCUGCCCCGCUGGGGGAGUGACCCCCGGCUGAGCUGCUCCAGCCCUUCCAGAGGGGACCCUUCAGCAUCCUCUCCCAUGGCUGGGGCUCGGAAGAGGACCCUGGCCCAGAGCUCAGAGGACGAGGACGAGGGAGUGGAGCUGCUGGGAGUGAGACCUCCCAAAAGGUCCCCCAGCCCAGAACCCGAAAACUUUCUGCUGUUUCCCCUCAGCCUGAGUUUCCUUCUGACAGGAGGACCAGCCCCAGGGAGCCUACAGGACCCCAGCACCCCACUCCUGAACCUGAAUGAGCCCCUGGGCCUGGGCCCCUCACUGCUCUCUCCGUACUCAGACGAGGACACUACCCAGCCCGGGGGCACCUUCCAGCCAAGGGCAGGCUCAGCCCAGGCCAACUGAGCCGGCUCCUCUCCCCAUCUGCCUUCUCCUCCCCCAGAAAGGACCUCAACCACACUCCAAGCCGGCAGCCAACGCACAGGAUGGGGGCGCCAGGAGAGGGACCCUUCUCUCCUCUAUGUGCCCCCUGCCCACCUCGGGCCUACCUCAGCCCUCACCCCUCUGCCUGCUUCCAAUCUGGGGGCUCUCUGGGGUGGUCUCAGCUCAGUGACCUCUGGGAGGGGGUCCCUGGCCCCCUCCUCCUUCUCUCAGGAUUUCUCUUGGUGUUCUCAAUACUUGGUUACCUCAUUAUCCCUUUCUCUGCCUCUCUUGGCUUUAUUUCGGGGAAUCAGGGGUUGGGAGGGUUGGGGGGGUCAGAUCUGUGUUUCCAGGUUCUGGGGAGAACAAUGAUCCACAGGUCAACGUGAUCACGUUUCCUUCUAUCCUUCUUGUAUUAUUAUUUUUAUUUUUGUCAA